Messenger RNA from Ailuropoda melanoleuca (giant panda), 786 nucleotides. Its product is annotated as ADP/ATP translocase 2-like. The transcript has a single exon. The record is from RefSeq and is a predicted model, not a curated record. The annotation marks the transcript as partial. Gene Ontology annotation, molecular function: ATP:ADP antiporter activity. Lineage: Eukaryota; Metazoa; Chordata; Mammalia; Carnivora; Ursidae. Gene Ontology annotation, biological process: mitochondrial ADP transmembrane transport; mitochondrial ATP transmembrane transport; negative regulation of mitochondrial outer membrane permeabilization involved in apoptotic signaling pathway. Gene Ontology annotation, cellular component: mitochondrial inner membrane.
AUGACAGCCACAGACGUCGCUAUUUCUUUCGCCAAGGAUUUCUUGGCCGGUGGAGUGGCCGCUGCCAUUUCGAAGACUGCAGUGGCCCCCAUCGAGAGGGUCAAGCUGCUGCUGCAGGUCCAGCAUGCCAGUAAACAGAUUGCUGUGGAACAGCAGUACAAAGGCAUCAUCGACUGCGUGACCCGUAUUCCCAAGGAGCAGGGUUUCAUAUCUUUCUGGCGUGGAAAUCUAGCCAAUGUCAUCCGGUACUUCCCCACCCAGGCCCUCAACUUCGCCUUCAAGGACAAGUACAAGCAAGUCUUCCUGGGCAAUGUAGACAAGAGGACCCAGUUUUGGCGCUAUUUCGCUGGUAACCUGGCGUCAGGUGGUGCUGCUGGGGCCACAUCCCUCUGCUUCGUCUAUCCUUUGGACUUUGCCCGUACCCGUCUGGCUGCCGACGUGGGAAAGGCUGGAGCCACCCGAGAGUUUAGGGGGCUGGGCGACUGUCUAACCAAGAUCUUCAAGUCUGAUGGCCUCAAGGGGCUCUACCAGGGCUUCAAUGUGUCUGUGCAAGGCAUUAUCAUCUACAGAGCUGCUUACUUCGGCAUCUACGACACGGCUAAAGGGAUGUUGCCAGAUCCCAAGAACACGCACAUUGUCAUUAGCUGGAUGAUCGCUCAGUCAGUGACUGCUGUGGCCGGAUUUGCUUCUUACCCGUUCGAUACGGUCAGGCGUCGAAUGAUGAUGCAGUCUGGAAGGAAAGCGGCUGAUAUCAUGUAUUCGGGCACAAUCGACUGUUGGAAGAAG